Messenger RNA from Coregonus clupeaformis (lake whitefish), 2574 nucleotides. RefSeq names its product GRB2-associated-binding protein 3-like. Bases 301 to 2043 code for a protein of 580 amino acids. The transcript is spliced from 10 exons. Lineage: Eukaryota; Metazoa; Chordata; Actinopteri; Salmoniformes; Salmonidae. The record is from RefSeq and is a predicted model, not a curated record.
ACCCACACAAUCUACAGACCCACACACAUCUACAGACAAGCAUACGCACAUCACCCCCCUCUCUCCCUCUCCCUCUUCCCCUCAGUUUUCUUCCUCUCUACCCCUCUCUCUCUCUCCAUCUCCCCUUGUCUGUCAGUGUGAUCAAUGGCUUGACUUCCUCCUUUUGGUACGGCUGUAGGCUGUAUACAAGAACACAGGACUCGCCUGGUGCUGCUCACAGUUUCACAGCAGCAGCAGCAGCCAUCAGUGCUUAAAGACAAUUAUAUCUAGAAAACACGCCGGAUUCCCUCCGCAGUCAAGAUGAGUGCAGGGGAUGUGGUCUGCACCGGCUGGCUCAUCAAAUCUCCCCCUGAGAAGAAACUAAAGAGAUACGCAUGGAGAAGACGUUGGUUUGUUCUUCAAAGAGGACGUAUGAGUGGGAACCCAGAUGUGUUGGAGUACUACCGAAACAAGACCUCAAAGAAGCCCAUCCGCACCAUCGACCUGAGAGAGUGUGAGGUUCAGAUGCAGACGGAGCAACGCCUGGUCAAAAGGGAGUUCCAGAACCAGCACCUCUUUGUUGUCAAGACGUCGUCUCGCCUGUUCUACCUGGUGGCCAAGACUGAGGAGGAGAUGAACAGUUGGGUCAGUCAGAUCAGGGAGAUCUGUCACUUUGGACCUCUGAGUCUGGAUGAUGGGACAGAGGAAGGUUUUUUGCACACCCCAACCUCCCAGCAGCCUUCACCUGCUCUCUCCCGAAAUAUGUCAUUCACUUCCAACCAUGACUUCAUGGCCUAUGGUAACAGCAGAGUGGAGAUGCCCAGUCAGAUGGAACCCAACCAUCCAAUGGACUACCUCUUCCUCUCACAGUGUGAGACAGGGAGGUUCAGCAUCUUUAGAUGCGACAGCUAUUCAAACUCUGAGCGAUCUCUGGAACAGAAUUCAUCAGAUGCUACUACAGAAGAUGUCUUCUCUUCACCUGAUCCUUCUCGGUCUCCCUUUCCCCACACUGGACCAUCUCUGUCCCCCUUCCCCCACAUAAGGACGCAUGACCCCCCUUUCAGCGCCCCAUGUGGCCCCACGUCAUCCUCUUCCUCUCCUCUUCCUCUCCACCGUGCACCCAACGUCUUCCAGUUUGACAAGCCAUAUUCUUCUGCCAUAUUGGAGGUAACCACUGAUGGACUAACUCCCCCUCCUCUGCCCCCCAAGCCUAUACACCUCUCAGAGCACCUCAGUGAUGAGGGCUCCCAUAGGCCUCUGGGUGGGUUUGGGCAGUGGCUCACAGGCCAACCUGCACUCAUCCCCCGGAGGAUCUCUCUGUCAGGCCUGCCAGACCACUUUAGAAGAGAAGACAUUGAGGGGAGUGCACUGAGGAGCAGGAACAAAAGGCUCAGUCUUAAUUUGCCACGUUUCAUUGCCACUCAAAGUCCAAACUGCCAUGAGGACUCGUACGUGCCCAUGGCCUCUCCGCCUGUCUGUGUUGGUGAAGAUGUAUCGGAUGGCUACAUCCCUAUGAGCCCCACUCCAAUCAGCUUCCUCAAGGUUAACGGCAAAACAGAGGCCCCUCUCGCUCCCACCCCCUUUCCCACUGCAGGUCUACCUGGGGAUCCAGAACCACCUCCAAUCAACAGGGAUCUCAAACCACGCAGGAGAGCCCGGCCUCCACCACUGGACCUGAGGGGCCUGUCCACUAUAAGAGAAUGUCCAACUCAUAUGCCUUUGAUCAGAACCAUGACAGAGCCAGGAAAUUCACUGCAAGUCCUUCUGGAGAGAAGACAAGGACAGCUGGGAAUUAAAGAAGACCAAGAAGCCAGCAGCAUUCCAAUAGAGUCAAGGCAGCUGUUAUUCUCAACAAACGAGGGAGCCACCCAGCCGUGGUUUAGGAGAUCAAACCUUGACUACCUUUCACUGGAUUUCAAUUCCGCAUCCCCGUCUCCUGUGCAAAAGAAGCCCCUCCUUGCUGAUGAACACAGGGUGGACUAUGUGCAGGUGGAUGAGAAGAAGACUCAGGCCCUGCAGAACACUAAGAUGGAGUGGAAGGAUGUCCGGCAGUCUAAAGUGUAAAUCAGGUGGGAAAAAACAUAAUGACUUUCCAUUUCAUAAAACAAGCGGAGCAUAUGACAUUUGUCAUAAGAGAUGGUAGCUUACCUCAAAGAGAGCAGUUCUUCUUUCAUGUACAAAAUAAAAGCACUUUGAAAUGCAUCAGAUAUAAACAUCUAUGAGAGAAGAAAGUAGACGGUGCUGUCAAAGACAGUUUAAAUCACUGGUUUGUAGUUUGGGGGCAUCAGAAUUCACUGUACAAAUAUCACAUCAAAGUUACACUGUGAAUGUCACCUUACCAUGCACUGUGUCACAGUACUGUUUUUGUAUUAAAUGUUACGCAAUGAAAAGGACACUGCUCAUCUCUCAUUAUUUUGCUGAAACAGAUUGUAUGUAUUCUCAAUACACAGGAAUUCAAGGAUGCUGUUUUUAGACGAACAAUGGUCUGCGUAUGAGAGCAUCUUAAACCAAAUGAUCAGGUGUCUACAGUGCCUUGCAAAAGUAUUCAUCCCCCUUGGCGUUUUUCCUAUUUUGUUGCAUUACAACCUGUAAUUU